ACAGCAAUGAAAUCCAUUUCAGAGUUAAAAUGACAACUCAGAUGGGUAAACUUAAGAAGUCUUACAGCGAGAGGGUGGGAGUUCCGGUUAGUUCCUUGAGGUUUCUCUUUGAUGGCAGGAGAAUAAAUGACGAUGAAACACCAAAACAGCUGGAGAUGGAAAACGACGACGUUAUUGAAGUAUACCAGGAACAAACGGGUGGUUUGUAGCACUUCAACCUGUGUUCCAUUUCUUUAAGUUGUUCUUGUCUUUUUAUAGGAUCAUCUUACCAGUGUUUGUCAAGGAGAAACUUUUCUUCGAACAGAUUUCUAUCACUUUGAAUUGAACCAAUUUAAAAAAAAAAUGUUUGUUUCUCAGAAACUCAAUUUCCUGUUGUUGUUUUUUUUUUUCUUCUUCAAAGAAUCCUUCCAAUACCGUGUAGGAUGUUUGUAUUUAUAAAUCAUUCUUUCUUUGAUAACAUCAUUUGCAGUAAAGAUCUAAUUAACUCACUGUAAAAAUCUUAAGUUGUUAGCAAACAAGAAUUAGCAGUGUUUCAACUUUUUUGAUAAUAAUUAAUUCACUUGUGACCUAAUAUAUGCAAGAAUUAAAAGCCAAGUAAACCUCUAUUAUAUGUUUUAGGAAACUUUCUAUAUCGUACCGUCUGCAUUAAAGGAACACUAGGGGGUGGGAGCACGAGAUCGAACGUAUAAAUUUAGUUAGCUAGGAGAGAAAUAAUUGUAUGUUUAUAAACUUAAGAUGCUGUAUUGUUUUAUUCAUACUCAUUAGAUGAAAUAGGAUAUCUUGGGUAAAACUACUUCUGUUUUGUUGCAUGUGUAGAGUCACUGUGAGUGUAGGCCUAAAGACUAUUUCACAACCAAUUUAAGGCAUUCCAGUUUUAUACAAUGACUCAUCUUAGGCUGUGUCUCUGAUUUUAACUAUAAGCAUUUGGUAACGUAGUAUAAUAGAUGAUAAACGUUUUAACUUUUGGUCGCAGCUUCAAAUGUUUUAAGCUAGUUUGUGAACACUUUUCUGAACAAACCAUUUAAAUUUGUUUAAAUAACUUAAAGAUUCCACUGAAAUUGUCAAAAAUAAUAUUGUAAAUACGAGUAGUAGACAUCUGCUUUUAUCAAUGUGUUGUUCCAUUUUUGUCACAAAAAUACCUGUCUGUUUAAAGACUGAUAUUAAUAUAUUAAGCAAGAGUCAUACUCGAGUAAUUUUAUGCAAAUCUUGUGUAAUAGACUUUUUGUUUCAAAGAAGUUUUUCAGGUACUUGCUAUUUUUUUUUUAAAGUUUUUGCUGACUCUUCAGAAAAUGUUUGCCAAAGAUAUCCAUCAUGAUCUUUUUUGUGAAUGUGACAUAAGUAUUGUGUUCUUUCUAUCAUUUGAUGUAUUAUACUAAUGAUAAAUACCAUUUUAUUGAA
Molecule: messenger RNA, 1398 nt
Organism: Limulus polyphemus (Atlantic horseshoe crab)
Lineage: Eukaryota; Metazoa; Arthropoda; Merostomata; Xiphosura; Limulidae
Product: small ubiquitin-related modifier-like
Exons: 3
Coding region: 30-209 (59 amino acids)
Biological process (GO): protein sumoylation
Cellular component (GO): PML body; nucleus
Molecular function (GO): protein tag activity; ubiquitin-like protein ligase binding
Source: RefSeq, a predicted model, not a curated record